AUGGCGACGUCCAUACCGAGACAGGCGGUACUUGAGCACGGUACGUCCUGGCCCCGGUUUCUGGCAUUCUACAGGGAGCUUGUGUCGCGGGUUCGAGCCCGGCACGGCAGCAUGCAACACUCGUGCAGGAUCAGCCUGACUGAGGUUGAACGCUUCAUGAACCUCAAACAGAACUACGAGCGCAUGUUCCGCGAGUUCUGUCCCGAUGGUCGUCUGCUCAAAGAUGAUUUGAUGGGCUUUUUCAACCGGUGCGACCUUUGGCCGACACAGGGCGAUAUCAACCGGAGCUUCGACAAGAUAUUCAGAGGAUCCAGAAACACAGCGGAAGUUGUAUUUGUCCUCGACUGCUCGAAUAACAGUGACGUUGUCGACUUCCGCGAUCAGAUAAAGUUCGUGAGGGCCGUUGUCGACACACUUGACAUUGCCCCUGAUAGGACCCGGGUGGGGGUUGUACCGUACAACGAGGACGUGUACAACGCCUUUGGAAUCAACCAGUACAGCAAUAAGGAUGAUGUCAUGGAAGCUAUAUCGCGGCUCAAGCUGUGCCCCGGACUGACGCGGACGGAUCUGGCCUUACGUCUCAUGCAGGACAUGUUUAAAGACAGCCGACCUGGCGUACAGAAGAUGGCGAUAGUCGUCAUUGACGCUCCGUCUGCAGCGCCGGAGAAAGCACGCGCCGAGGUGUUGCGCGCGCAUGAUAUGGGCGUAGAGAUAUUUGCAAUAGGGAUCGGACCGGAAGUGGAUGAGGAGGAGCUGGCGCACAUGGCCUCUACACCGGAGCACGUGUUCCUCGUGCACGAUACCCGGUCGCUGGUAUUAGUGAGGCGCCAUCUAGAACACCGUUUCCGACUUGAUUCCCAAUCAACGCCAUACGUAGCGUCUAAUAAGAGUCACGUGUGCAGACCGCUCAGCCAAUCAGAAACGCUGGAGAUUGUGUGGACCGCCUACCCACCGGAAGCAUGUGAUCUGCAGGACAAGGCGAGGUCACGAUGGAUUCGACCCGUGGUGGGCGGGAAGGAGGCCUAUGCGUUACUAGACGACGACAUCAUUCGUCAAACGGGCUUACGGCCAUGCCUCCAGUUGGUAAUCCAGAGUCGUCUGCGACGUGACGGCUUCAUCAUCCUGCCUUCUGACGUCAGAGACGGAGUCCAGCGCGUGACAAAUGAGGCUCAGGCGCUUGACCUUAUUGACAAGUUCAUAAAAGACAGACGCUGGAUUAAUAUCUUAUAACGCACCCAAGGUUUAAAGGCCUCGUUUCUGGAAUGUCUGGCCUCUACUGACAGUUUUCCACUCAGUGUAUUGGGCUGCCAUAUUAUAUCUUUUAUCUGACAUUUUGUCUCAGCCGAUUUAACAUUCGCUCAUUGAUAUUACUCUGUUGCAGUGAUUUUCAGUUGAUAAGGUCGAGCUUCACUGUUACAUGCGCGGAUUGCAAUUUCAAGGGGUGGG
Molecule: messenger RNA, 1446 nt
Organism: Dreissena polymorpha
Lineage: Eukaryota; Metazoa; Mollusca; Bivalvia; Myida; Dreissenidae
Product: collagen alpha-1(XII) chain-like
Exons: 9
Coding region: 1-1230 (409 amino acids)
Source: RefSeq, a predicted model, not a curated record